GCUCCGGCUCCAGGCGUGGGCGGGGCGAGGCUUGACGGGGCAGGGGAUGACGAAGGAGAAGGCGAAGACCCCCACCAGGCAGAGCGCGAGCGAGAGGAAGAAGGCCCCCGCCCGCCACCGCGACAGCCGCUCCUCCCGCUUCCUCCGCGGCGAAGCUGGCACGGGCCCUGUCACCGCGCAGUUGCCCGCCGCCUCCACCGCCGCCUCCUCGCGCUUCAGCGGCCGGGCCUCCGCCUCCAUGGGGCCUCCUCCGCCCUCCAUCGAGACAACACGGAGAGAAGACGGAAGUGAGGCGCCGCCGGAAGAGGCGGCAACGUCACACACACGCGCCGGAAGUCACUGUCUAAUAGCCAUGGCGCGGGUCAAGGAGGCACGGCUGCUUCUGCGGAUGCUCCUUGCGGCGCCGCGCGGCGGGAAGAGAGGCCCCUGGAGCCCACCGCCCCUCCGCCUCCCUCUUUGCCCGCGAGCCCCCGCUUGGGCCUGGGCGCGCGGAUGCAGCACCACCAGCGUUGGCGGCAGAGCGGCCCACAGCCCGGAAAAGGAGGAGGAGGAGGAGCAGCAACAGCCCCUUCACCGGUUGCAUGGCCGUCCUCAGAGCCUCCCAGGCUCCGGCUCCAGGCAUGAGUUCCAGGCCGAGACCAGGAAGCUGCUGGAUAUCGUGGCCCGAUCCCUCUACUCCGAGAAGGAGGUCUUCAUCCGGGAGCUGAUCUCCAACGGCAGUGAUGCUCUGGAGAAGCUGCGCCACCAACUGCUCUCUGAAGGGAAGGCCUUGCCUGAGCUGGAGAUCCACCUGGAGACGGACCCCCAGGAGGGAACGCUCACUGUGCAGGACACCGGGAUUGGGAUGACAAGGGAAGAGCUGCUGUCCCACCUGGGCACCAUUGCACGUUCUGGCUCCAAGGCCUUUCUGGACCUGAUGGAGAACCAGGCGGAGGUCGGCAGCAGAAUCAUUGGCCAGUUUGGAGUGGGCUUCUACUCCGCCUUCAUGGUGGCUGACCAAGUGGAGGUUUUUUCACAGCCGGCGGAUCCAGGCCUCCCCAGCUACUGCUGGCGUUCAGACGGUUCUGGCACCUUUGAGAUCACCGAAGCCUCCGGAGUCCAAGGUGGGACUAAAAUCAUCCUCCACCUCAAAGAGGACUGCAAGGAAUUUGCCAGCGAGGAACGUGUCAAGGAGAUCAUCACAAAAUACAGCAACUUCGUCAGUUUCCCCAUCUACCUGAAUGGGCGACGCAUCAACACCUUGCAGGCCCUGUGGACGAUGGAUCCCAAGGACAUUGGGGACUGGCAGCACAAGGAGUUUUACCGCUUCAUUGCCCAGGCGCAUGACGAGCCGCGCUACAUCCUCCACUACAAGACUGAUGCUCCCCUCAACAUCCGCAGCCUCUUCUACGUCCCCCAGAUGAAACCCUCCAUGUUUGAUGUCAGCCGGGAGCUGGGCUCCAGCGUGGCCCUCUACAGCCGCAAGGUCUUGAUCCUGACGAAAGCCACAGACAUCUUGCCCAAGUGGCUGCGCUUCCUCAAAGGUGUUGUGGACAGUGAGGACAUCCCCCUCAACCUCAGCCGGGAGCUGCUUCAGGAGAGUGUCCUCAUCAGGAAGCUGCGAGACGUCCUGCAGCAGCGACUGAUUAGGUUCUUUGUGGAGCAGAGCAAGAAGGACCCUGAGAAGUACGCCAAGUUCUUUGAGGACUAUGGACUGUUCAUGCGGGAGGGAAUCGUCACCAUUGCCGAGCAGGAGGUCAAGGAGGACAUUGCAAAGCUGCUGCGCUAUGAGUCCUCAGCACUCCCCGCUGGGCAGCUGACCAGCCUCCCAGAGUAUGCCACCCGCAUGGCCCCCGGCAGCAGGAACAUCUACUACCUGUGCGCUCCCAGCCGCCAACUGGCCGAACGCUCCCCCUACUAUGAAGCCAUGAAGAAGAAGGAGGCCGAGGUCCUCUUCUGCUAUGAGCAGUUUGACGAACUGACUCUCCUGCACCUGCGGGAGUUCGACAAGAAGAAGCUCAUGUCAGUGGAGACUGACAUUGUGGUUGACCACUACAAGGAGGAGGCGUUUGAGGAGAAGCAGCCAGCGGAGGAGGGCCUGAGCCCACAGGAUACAGAAGAACUCAUGGCUUGGAUGAGGAAUGUAUUGGGCACACGAGUCAGUGCCAUCAAGGUCACCCCGCGCCUAGACACGCACCCAGCUAUGAUUACAGUGCUGGAGAUGGGAGCUGCCCGGCACUUCCUGCGCAUGCAGCAGCUGGCCAAGAGCAGUGAGGAGCGGGCACAGAUCCUGCAGCCCACGUUGGAGAUCAACGCAGGGCACACUCUGAUCCAGAAGCUCAGCCAGCUGCGGAUCUCUCAGCCAGACCUGGCCCAGAUGCUGCUUGAGCAGAUCUACGACAACGCCAUGAUCGCGGCCGGCCUGAGCGACGACCCCCGACCCAUGGUCAGCCGACUGAACCAGCUCCUGGCCAGAGCCCUGGAGAAGCACUGAGGCUCACGAGAAGGACUGACCAGAGAGAGAGAGAGAGAGAGAGAAGCCCCACUCUAUUUAAUUCCCCUUCCUUCCCUUCAAUAAAGACCCUUCUGUUCCC
Messenger RNA from Anolis carolinensis (green anole), 2573 nucleotides. It is a transcript of the gene trap1, whose product is annotated as TNF receptor associated protein 1. Gene Ontology annotation, cellular component: mitochondrial inner membrane. Gene Ontology annotation, biological process: protein folding. Gene Ontology annotation, molecular function: ATP-dependent protein folding chaperone; ATP hydrolysis activity; protein kinase binding. NCBI's taxonomy places the organism in Eukaryota, Metazoa, Chordata, Lepidosauria, Squamata, Anolidae. Bases 47 to 2473 code for a protein of 808 amino acids. The transcript has 17 exons. The record is from RefSeq and is a predicted model, not a curated record.